Messenger RNA from Durotheca rogersii, 1842 nucleotides. RefSeq names its product prim-pol domain-containing protein. Gene Ontology annotation, biological process: DNA replication, synthesis of primer. The record is from RefSeq and is a predicted model, not a curated record. NCBI's taxonomy places the organism in Eukaryota, Fungi, Ascomycota, Sordariomycetes, Xylariales, Xylariaceae. The transcript is spliced from 4 exons. Gene Ontology annotation, cellular component: alpha DNA polymerase:primase complex. Bases 108 to 1676 code for a protein of 522 amino acids.
CACCACACGUCACUACACAACCUCACUCUACAGCUCUACUCAAGAGGUUACCAAUUACAUCGUGACAAGCAUACGGACCGAUCCCGCACUCGAACAUAAUUUCUAGAAUGCCACACUCUCUAUCACCCGAGGUUGAUAACCGCGACAAUUCUACCGAAGAGACCAUGGAGGUCACCCCAGUAAAUAACGGAGAUAAUCUGGCUGGUGAGGACGACAUUGUGAUGACGGAAAUAGACGUUGCGCUAGCCGCUGCCAGCGAGGAGAACAAAGAUGAGGUCAAAUUGGAAGAUUUAUUCGCGGAUGUCGACUCGGAUGACGAAUUUCCUAGCUCGCGGCCCCGGGGGCAAGACAACUUGACGAGCUCCUCUCCUCAGGCCGCAGCGUCGCCAAUAGGCGUAAGCGUAGCCUCUAUGAAAGCGUCCGACCCCCAACUCAUGCGGAUAUUCUACCAACGAUUCUUCCCGUGGCGCUAUCUCUUCCAGUGGCUUAACCACAGCCCGACGCCCACCAACGACUUCGCGCACCGCGAGUUCGCCUUCACGCUACAGAACGAUGCGUACCUACGGUACCAGUCCUUUAUGAGCGCCGACAUGCUUCGCAAGGACGUGAUCCGGCUGCUGCCGAGCCGUUUCGAGAUCGGGCCGGUGUACACGACAAACCCGCGCGACCGCAAGACGCUGCGGAACUCGAGCGCCUUCAAGCCGCUAGCGAAAGAGCUCUGCUUCGAUAUCGAUCUCACGGACUACGACGAAAUCCGGACGUGCUGUGACAAGGCCAACAUCUGCCACCGGUGCUGGGCAUUCAUCACGAUGGCUAUCAAGGUCGUCGACGUCGCGCUGCGCGAGGACUUCGGCUUCAAGCACAUCCUGUGGGUCUACUCGGGUCGGAGAGGCGCGCACGCCUGGGUGUGCGACAAGAAGGCGCGGACGAUGGACGACCAGAAGCGCAGGGCUAUCGCCGGGUACUUUGAGGUCAUCCGCGGCGGUGCGCAGAGCGGCAAGAAGGUCAACUUGUGGCGGCCGCUGCAUCCUCAUGUCAGCCGGAGUUUAGACAUCCUGGCGCCGCACUUCCAGGCGGAUGUGCUCGAGGCACAGGACCCGUGGUCGUCGGUGGAGCGGUCGGAGCGGCUGCUGGCGCUGCUGCCGGACCGGUCGCUGAACGAGGCCCUGCGACAGAAGUGGGACUCGUCGCCGGGACGGGCGAGCGUGUCCAAGUGGGCGGACAUCGACACGCUGGCCAAGUCGGGGGCAAGCAAGAAGCUGGACGCGCAGGCGCUGCUCGAGGCGAAGCAGGACGUCGUGCUCGAGUACACGUACCCGCGGCUCGACAUCGAGGUCAGCAAGAAGCUCAACCAUCUGCUCAAGUCGCCGUUCGUUGUGCACCCGGGAACGGGCCGCGUCUGCGUGCCGAUCGACGCCCGCCGCCUCGAAGACUUCGACCCGCUCGGCGUGCCUACCAUCCAGGGCCUGCUCCAGGAAGUGGACGAGAUGGACGUUAAGGCCAAGGAGGAGGGGGGCGAGAAGGGAGAGAAGGCCGCCCCCCUCCAGGACUGGGAGAGGACGAGCCUCAAGCCGUUCGUCGAGUACUUCCGCAGCUUCGUGCUGGCGCUCAUGAGGGACGAGCGGAACCCCAAGGUCAAGCGCGAAAGGGAGGAGGGCGAGGCGAUGGAGUUCUAACGGAUCGGCUCCCCCCCUUGUCUACGGCGCUUCCCUCCUCUUACCAGGGUGAGCAGCGACAAAGUCUUUUGAGUAAUAGUAGAUCGGAGACUACGGGCUAUAAAUAAACUAGGGGUGUUCUAUAAUACGUACGUACGGCAUUGGGCGCGGAGUUUAGGAAGGGGAG